Molecule: messenger RNA, 906 nt
Organism: Parnassius apollo (apollo)
Lineage: Eukaryota; Metazoa; Arthropoda; Insecta; Lepidoptera; Papilionidae
Source: the annotation of a GenBank genome assembly
AUGGCACAAACAGGAAUGCGCAAAGGGCCGCUACCUGGGGGUCGCCGGGGCGUGUCUGGAGCUGGCGCUGGACGCGGCAGCAUGCGGGCCGCCAGCCGAGCGCGAGGAGCUGCACGGUCACCUAGCAGCCCUCCGCAUCCAUCAUCCCCACCAGAAGGCUUGGUGUCGGCUGGGUCUUCUCGGACUCAGCAAGCGACACCCGCCGCAGGUGGAGCACGUCGCAUGCAGCAAAACCUGGCAGUCCGAGUUCAGUAUAUCUUGCGCUCAAAUAUAUUUGAUGUCGCCGAACUCGAACGGCUACGACGUGAGGCUGUUCCCUCAUCGGAUGAAAAUGCUACGGCUGAGGAUGCGGCGCCACAAAUUGUAGGGCAACCCGCAAACGUGGAUGCUGCCGUGAAUACCCCAGUUGUGGUUGAUUCAAACGAUGAUGGAACAGUCGCCCAGGAACUGGAAUUAGAUCAUAUGAGGAGUACAUUGGAAGAGGCGAUUGUGGAAAUGCGCAGUACGCCUCUCGAAAAUCGACCGCGACUUCCCCGCAUAGCCCUAAGCAAACGGAAUCGGGCUGUCGUGAGGGCUCUGAACCCAAUGCUGGUGACCUAUUUGAAAGCCAGCCGGGACAUUUACGAGACGGACUCAAUUCUUUUUGGGGCCGCGCUGGUAGUCUGCCGUAUCAUAGACGCCAAGUUUUCCACGGCUGGACGCGCUACUGGCCAAAGUAGCGCUAUCCCAGCAUGGAGAAGAAGAAUUGUGGAACGUAUCGCAAAGGCUGGAGCUCUCAUCGGCAGACUGAUAUGCUUCAGAUCAGGUAAUAACAGGCCAAGAAUUGUGCGCACCGUCAGGAUGGCGUUUGCUGGGACAAAUAUUAGUUUGUCCCAGCCGGAUAUAACGCAAAAACUGAGCGCAUAG